Paramecium primaurelia is the source of this 367-nucleotide messenger RNA. Lineage: Eukaryota; Ciliophora; Oligohymenophorea; Peniculida; Parameciidae. The record is from the annotation of a GenBank genome assembly.
GAAAAGUAUUCAUAUGUAUAGUAUGUACUAAAACUUAGAGUAUUGGCAAACAUUCCUAAUUCUGUGAUCAACUGCUUAAUUUGAUCCUCAUUAUUUGAAAAUGGUGAAGAUACAGCCAAAUAAGUUGCAAAUGCUGCAGCUUAUGUCGCAACACCAACUGUUUAAUAAAGGCCUUAGCUUUAGAAACAAACUAUUGUUAACAUAUAAAAUGACUUUUUCACAAGCAAAAUUGUAUUAUAUUACACCUACCAUGUUGACUUUAAAUGACUCUUCUCAUCUGAUUAGAAUAAAGUUUUAAUAUUAUGUUUCAUUGAUAGAGAUUAUUUAGUUUAGAUCUAUCUUAUUUUAUGAAUAAGUAAACUUGUAA